AUGGGUCUGGUGACCGUUGCCAAGUCAGCCCCUCCUCCUGCCCACCCCUGCCUUGUGGUUCCCAGGGCUCGAGCUGGCAGGGACAGCUGCAACCCCAACAGCUGGGGCCGGGGCGGGGGUGGGGGGGUCGUGGGAACUGUGGAUGGGGGUGCUCCCGGUACUCAAAGAGACGCCCCCAGCCUGGCGCAGCUGUUGCCUGAGGGAGGAAAGGAGGGAGUCUCACUCUGGGCUGGGGUUCCUGGGUGCCUGCCUGACCCCCCUACCUUCCUUCACCCCCACCCAGCCCCCCCUUGCCUGGAUGGAAGUCCGUGUGCCAAUGGAGGUCGCUGCACCCAGUUGCCCUCCCGGGAGGCUGCCUGCCUGUGCCCACCGGGCUGGGUGGGUGAACGGUGCCAGCUGGAAGACCCCUGCCAUUCGGGCCCCUGUGCUGGCCGUGGCGUCUGCCAGAGCUCGGUGGUGGCGGGCACUGCCAGGUUCUCCUGCCGCUGCCCCCGAGGCUUCCGAGGCCCAGACUGCUCCCUGCCGGACCCCUGCCUCAGCAGCCCCUGUGCCCAUGGUGCCCGCUGCUCGGUGAGCCCCGAAGGCCGCUACGUCUGCUCCUGCCCACCUGGCUACCAGGGCCGCAGCUGCCGAAGCGACGUGGACGAGUGCCGAGUGGGCGGGCCCUGCCGUCACGGUGGCACCUGCCUCAACACGCCUGGCUCCUUCCGCUGCCAGUGCCCAGCUGGCUACACAGGGCCACUGUGUGACAACCCUGCCGCGCCCUGUGCUCCCUCACCAUGCCGGAACGGGGGCACCUGUAGGCAGAGUGGCGACCUCACCUAUGACUGUGCCUGCCUUCCUGGGUUCGAGGGCCAGAACUGUGAGGUGAAUGUGGAUGACUGUCCGGGGCACCGAUGCCUAAAUGGGGGGACAUGUGUGGACGGUGUCAACACCUACAACUGCCAGUGCCCUCCCGAGUGGACAGGCCAGUUCUGCACAGAGGACGUGGAUGAGUGUCAGCUGCAGCCCAAUGCUUGCCACAACGGGGGCACCUGCUUCAACACGCUGGGUGGCCACAGCUGCGUGUGCGUCAACGGCUGGACAGGCGAGAGCUGCAGUCAGAAUAUUGAUGACUGUGCCACGGCCGUCUGCUUCCACGGGGCCACCUGCCAUGACCGCGUGGCCUCCUUCUACUGUGCCUGCCCCAUGGGCAAAACUGGGCUUCUGUGUCAUCUGGAUGACGCCUGCGUCAGCAACCCCUGUCACGAGGAUGCUAUAUGCGACACGAACCCGGUGAAUGGCAGGGCCAUCUGCACCUGUCCACCUGGUUUCACAGGCGGGGCGUGUGACCAGGAUGUGGAUGAAUGUUCCAUCGGAGCCAACCCAUGUGAGCACCUAGGCCGGUGCGUGAACACACAGGGCUCCUUCCUGUGCCAGUGUGGCCGUGGCUACACUGGUCCGCGUUGUGAGACCGACGUCAAUGAGUGCCUCUCUGGGCCCUGCCGCAAUCAAGCCACGUGCCUCGACCGUAUAGGCCAAUUCACCUGUAUCUGCAUGGCAGGCUUCACAGGCACCUAUUGUGAGGUGGACAUGGACGAGUGUCAAAGCAGCCCAUGUGUCAAUGGCGGGGUCUGCAAGGACAGAGUCAAUGGCUUCAGCUGCACCUGCCCCUCGGGCUUCAGCGGGGCUAUGUGUCAGCUGGAUGUGGACGAGUGCGCCAGCACACCCUGCCGGAACGGAGCCAAGUGCGUUGACCAGCCUGAUGGCUACGAGUGCCGCUGCGCAGAGGGCUUCGAGGGCACAGUGUGUGAGCGCAACGUGGAUGACUGCUCGCCAGACCCAUGCCACCACGGACGCUGUGUGGAUGGCAUCGCCAGCUUCUCGUGCGCCUGUGCCCCGGGCUACACCGGCACUCGCUGUGAGAGCCAGGUGGACGAGUGCCGAAGCCAACCCUGCCGCCAUGGGGGCAAAUGUCUAGACCUGGUGGACAAAUACCUCUGCCGCUGCCCUCCCGGCACCACAGGUGUGAACUGUGAGGUGAAUAUCGAUGAUUGUGCUAGCAACCCCUGCACCUUUGGAGUCUGUCGGGACGGCAUCAACCGCUAUGACUGUGUCUGCCAGCCUGGCUUCACAGGGCCUCUCUGCAAUGUGGAGAUCAACGAGUGUGCGUCCAGCCCGUGCGGAGAGGGAGGCUCCUGCGUGGAUGGGGAAAACGGCUUCCGCUGCCUCUGCCCACCUGGCUCCCUGCCCCCACUGUGCCUCCCCCCAAGCCAUCCCUGUGCCCAAGAACCCUGCAGUCAUGGCGUCUGCCAUGAUGCGCCCGGAGGGUUCCGCUGUGUGUGUGAGCCUGGCUGGAGUGGCCCUCAGUGCAGUCAGAGCCUCGCUCGAGAUGCCUGUGAAUCCCAUCCCUGCGGGGCAGGCGGCACUUGUACCAGCGACGGAACGGGUUUCCACUGCACCUGUCCCCCUGGUGUCCAGGGCCGUCAGUGUGAGCUGCUGUCCCCCUGCACCCCAAACCCCUGUGAGCAUGGGGGCUACUGCGAUUCCGGCCCGGGCCAGCUGGCUGUCUGUUCCUGCCCCACUGGUUGGCAAGGCCCACGAUGUCAGGAUGAUGUGGAUGAGUGUGCCAGCCCCUCACCCUGUGGUCCCCAUGGUACCUGCACCAACCUGGCAGGGAGUUUCAGCUGUACCUGCCAAGAGGGCUACAGUGGCCCUUCCUGUGAUCAGGACAUCGAUGAUUGUGACCCCAACCCCUGCCUGAAUGGCGGCUCAUGUCAGGACGGAGUGGGCUCCUUUUCCUGCUCCUGCCUCCCUGGCUUUGUUGGUCCCCGCUGUGCCCGGGACGUGGAUGAGUGUCUGAGCAGCCCCUGCGGCCCAGGCUCUUGCACAGACCACGUGGCCUCCUUCACCUGCACCUGCCCGCCGGGUUAUGGAGGCUUCCACUGCGAGCAGGACCUGCCCGACUGCAGCCCCAGCUCCUGUUUCAAUGGCGGGACCUGCGUGGAUGGUGUGAAUUCGUUCAGCUGCCUGUGCCGCGCCGGCUACACCGGCGCACACUGCCAGCAUGAGGCCGACCCUUGCCUCUCGCGGCCCUGCCUGCACGGGGGCGUCUGCACUGCUGCUCAGCCGGGCUUCCGCUGUGCCUGCCCAGAGGGCUUCACGGGCACUCAGUGCCAGACGCUGGUAGAUUGGUGCAGCCGUGCGCCCUGUCAGAAUGGAGGUCGCUGUGCCAGAACUGGGGCCUCUUUUUACUGCCUGUGUCCCCCGGGAUGGAGCGGCCGCCUCUGUGACAUCCAGAGCCUGCCCUGCAGGGAGGCCGCAGCCCAAAUCGGGGUGCCGCUGGAGCAGCUGUGUCAGGCUGGUGGGCAGUGUGUGGACAAAGACAGCUCCCAUUACUGUGUGUGCCCAGAGAGCCACACGGGCAGCCACUGUGAGCAGGAGGUAGAUUCCUGCUUGGCCCAGCCCUGCCAGCAUGGGGGCACCUGCCGAGGCUACACGGGGGGUUAUGUGUGCGAGUGCCCGGCUGGCUACACUGGUGACAACUGUGAGGAUGAUGUGGACGAGUGUGCCUCCCAGCCCUGCCAACACGGGGGCUUCUGCAUUGACCUCGUGGCCCGCUAUCUCUGCUCCUGCCCCCCAGGAACGCUGGGCGUGCUCUGCGAGAUUAAUGAGGAUGACUGUGGCCCAGGCCCGCCCCUGGACCCAGGCCCCCGGUGCCUGCACAAUGGUACCUGUGUGGACCUGGUGGGUGGCUUCCGCUGCACCUGCCCCCCUGGAUACACUGGCCUGCGCUGUGAGGCGGACAUCAAUGAAUGUCGCCCAGGCGUCUGCCAUGCAGCGCAUACCCGGGAUUGCUUGCAGGACCCAGGUGGGGGCUUCCGCUGCCUUUGUCUUGCCGGCUUCACAGGCCCCCGCUGUCAGACUGUCUUGUCUCCCUGUGAGUCUCAGCCUUGCCAGCAUGGAGGCCAGUGCCGGCCGACCCCGGGCCCUGGGAGUGCGCUGACCUUCUCCUGCCACUGUGUCCCGCCGUUCUGGGGCCCCAGUUGCGAGCGGGUGGCGCGCUCCUGUCGGGAGUUGCAGUGCCCCGUAGGCGUCCCGUGCCAGCAGACGGUCCGUGGGCCGCGCUGCGCCUGCCCCCCGGGGCUGUCGGGUCUCGCCUGCCGGGGCUCCCGGGGGUCGCCACCUGCGGCCGCCAACGCCAGCUGCGUGACCUCCCCGUGCGGCUGGGACGGCGGCGACUGCUCGCUGAGCGUGGGCGACCCCUGGCGGCAGUGCGCGGCGCUGCAGUGCUGGCUCCUCUUCAACAACAGCCGCUGCGACCCCGCCUGCAGCUCGCCCGCCUGCCUCUAUGACAACUUCGACUGCCGCGCCGGCGGCCGCGAGCGCACCUGCAACCCGGUGUACGAGAAGUACUGUGCGGACCACUUUGCCGAUGGCCGCUGCGACCAGGGCUGCAACACAGAGGAGUGCGGCUGGGAUGGACUGGACUGUGCGGGUGAGGUGCCAGCCCUGCUGGCCCGCGGCGUCCUGGUGCUCACUGUGCUGCUGCCACCCGAGGAGCUGCUGCGCUCUAGCGCCGACUUCCUGCAGCGGCUCAGUGGCAUCCUGCGCACCUCGCUGCGCUUCCGUCUGGACGAGCACGGCCAGGCCAUGGUCUUCCCUUACCACCGGCCUGGUCCUGGCUCCGAAUCCCGGAACCGGCGGGAGCUGGCCCCGGAGGUGAUCGGCUCGGUGGUGAUGCUGGAGAUUGACAACCGUCUGUGCCUGCAGUCACCGGAGAACGACCACUGUUUUCCUGAUGCCCAGAGUGCGGCCGACUACCUGGGAGCGCUGUCAGCGGUGGAGCGCCUUGACUUCCCGUACCCACUGCGGGCCGCGCGGGGUGAGGCCCAGCCCGGUGUGCCGCUGCUGCCCCUGCUGGCUGCCAGCGCCGUCUUCCUGCUGGUCAUCCUCGUCCUGGGCGUCAUGGUGGCCCGCCGCAAGCGGGAGCACAGCACCCUCUGGUUCCCCGAGGGCUUUGCGCUGCACAAGGACGCGGCUGCCGGCCACAAGGGCCGGCGGGAGCCUGUGGGCCAAGACGCGCUGGGCAUGAAGAACAUGGCCAAGGGUGAGAGUCUGAUGGGGGAGGUGGCCACAGACUGGAUGGACACAGAGUGCCCAGAGGCCAAGCGACUGAAGGUAGAGGAGCCCGGUGUGGGGGCUGAGGAUACCGUAGACUGCCGCCAGUGGACUCAACACCACCUGGUUGCCGCCGACAUCCGCGUGGCACCAGCCAUGGCGCUGACACCACCCCAGGGUGACGCCGAUGCUGAUGGCAUGGAUGUCAACGUGCGUGGCCCAGAUGGCUUCACCCCGCUAAUGCUGGCCUCCUUCUGCGGAGGGGCCCUGGAGCCAAUUCCAACCGAGGAGGACGAGGCAGAAGACACAUCAGCCAGCAUCAUCUCAGACCUGAUCUGCCAGGGGGCGCAGCUUGGGGCGCGGACGGACCGCACCGGUGAGACGGCCCUGCACCUGGCUGCCCGCUACGCCCGAGCCGAUGCGGCCAAGCGGCUGCUGGAUGCUGGGGCAGACACCAAUGCGCAGGACCACUCAGGCCGCACCCCCCUGCACACAGCCGUCACUGCCGAUGCCCAGGGCGUCUUCCAGAUUCUCAUCCGGAACCGCUCCACAGACCUGGAUGCCCGCAUGGCAGACGGCUCGACGGCACUGAUCCUGGCGGCCCGCCUGGCGGUGGAGGGCAUGGUGGAAGAGCUCAUUGCUAGCCAUGCUGAUGUCAAUGCUGUAGAUGAGCUCGGAAAAUCUGCCUUACACUGGGCUGCAGCUGUCAACAACGUGGAGGCCACCUUGGCGCUGCUCAAAAAUGGAGCUAAUAAGGACAUGCAGGAUAGCAAGGAGGAGACUCCGUUGUUCCUGGCCGCCCGGGAGGGCAGCUUCGAGGCUGCCAAGCUACUGCUGGACCACUUUGCCAACCGUGAGAUCACGGACCACCUGGACAGGCUGCCCCGGGAUGUGGCCCAGGAGCGGCUGCACCAGGACAUUGUUCGCUUGCUGGACCAGCCCAGUGGGCCCCUCACGCCCCCCGGCCCCACGGCCCUCGGGGCCCCCCUGGCCUCCGUCGGCCCCGACCCGGGGCCUUCCCGUGCCCGAGGCCCUCGAACGCUGCUCGCCGCUGGCGCCGGGACCCAGCUGCCUCGAACCCCGGGAACCCCCGUGUCCCCCCCAGGACGGCGGCCCCCACCGUACCUGGCGGCCCCCGGACACGGCGAGGAGUUCCCGGCGGCCGGGGCCCACGGCAGCCCCCCCAAGGCCCGCUUCCUGCGGGUCCCCAGCGAGCACCCUUACCUGACCCCAUCCCCCGAGUCCCCCGAGCACUGGGCCAGCCCCUCGCCUCCCUCACUCUCGGACUGGUCCGACUCCACGCCCAGCCCGGCCACUGCCAGCGGGGCCACGGCCACGGCUGCUGGGACACUGUCUGCCCAGCAGCUCCCCCUGUCGGUUCCUGGCCCCCUGGCUCAGGCCCAGACUCAGCUGGGGCCCCAGCCUGAAGUCACCCCCAAGAGGCAAGUGUUGGCCUGAGAGCCCCCCAGUUCCUGGAUUUAGGGAGGCUGAAGAGACAACCCGUCCUGACUCCUCUCUCUCCCCUUUUAGUCCAUUUCAUUCUCUCCAUUCCCCUCUGCUCCUCUACCCCACCCCGCCUUGCGGUGUGACCAAGAGGUCACCAGCCUAGGGCUUCAGUCUUCCUUUAUUUAUAAGGGAUGCAGGCUGACUCCCACCCUCUGGUCUUGUGAUGAGCCUGGGACAUCCUCCUGCCUCUCCUCUCUCCUCCCCCCCGCCCCCAAUUCUCCCUUCCCUCCUUUCUUGCCUCCUCUGGCCUCUCUCACUCUUCAUGCUCUGACACGAGUGGAUUAUUUUUAUUUUUUUUUUACAUUUUGUAUAGAAACAAAUUCAUUUAAACAAACUUAUUAUUAUUAUUUUUUACAAAAUAUAUAUAUGGAGAUGCUCCCUGCCCCCCUGCAAACCCCCCAGUGCCCCCGUGGGGCUGAGUCUGUGGGCCCAUUUGGCCAAGCUGGAUUCUGUGUACCAAGUACACAGGCAUGACCGGGAUCCUGUGUACCGAGUACACGACCCUGGUGUGUACCAAGUAGGCACCCUUGGGCGCACCCUCUGGGGCUAGGGGUUGGGUGAGAUUUGGGAGCCUCCUCGCCACCCCACCUCCCUCACUUCACUGCAUUCCAGAUGGAACUCUAUAGCUUUGCUGGGGAAGUGCCCUUCUGGCCCAGAGAGCCUGCCCCCAGACGCCCCCAUCCUAGACUUUAGAAACUGGGAGGUGGGGUGGCCAGGGGGAAUAUAAGGACCAGGGGAGAUGUGUGCAUUUCGCUUUGUCUCCCUGUAAAUAUGGAAACGCAGGAAGGGAAGGAGCUGCCUGGAUGGCACCCCCACCUCCUAGUACUCCCCUGGCCCAGCCCCAUGGCAGAAUAGAAGUAUUUGUAGGCUAUUUUUGUAAUAUGGCUUCUGGUCACAAUCCCUGUGUAGCUAAAUUCCCAGACCUUGCAUUGUACAGCUCCCUCUCCCCUCACCACCUAAUAAAGGAAUAGUUAACACUCAAUGUCAUUGUUCUGUGUCUAGGUAAGACAAGGGUGGUAGUGGUAGCGUUUCUGUCUUUUCAGGGCUAACUUGAACUCCUGUCUUGCCAUCAGCCCAUUUGGCUUGCCUGCCCGCCCACUCUUGCUUCCUCUUUUGGCAGACGACUCCACUGAUUGGACCAGAGGUGGUCACUUAACUUAAAUUGAGCCAAUCGGAUGCUCUUGCUUGAGAACUUUUUUUUUUUUCAAAUGGAGAUGCUAAGAAAGUUACCGGUUGGUGGCUUCUAAGCCCAGGGCAGAUGGAGAAAUAUUGAUGGCCAGUUUGGGGUGGUGGGUACCAAUAAGAAAACAAAGCAGAGGAGUGGAGCUAUGCAGGGGGAAUCAGAGGUGAGCACUUAAAUGGCUCCAGAGUGUCGGAGGGAGUUUCUCAGUUCUAGAUAGAGUCUCAGUUCCAGUUAACUGACCAUUUAUUCCAUUGACAUCAAUGGGUUUUUAUUGACUUCUAAGUGCCCAAUGCUGGUUCUGCGUGGAUCUCACCUCUACUUCAUGCUCCCUUGGGUUCUGGAGACAAUGCUGUACUCGUAUAAUAAAUACUCCUUUGCACAUACCAGCUUGAACGGGUUUCUAUGUCUUGCAAAUAAUUGUGCCCAAAGACAAGGUUGCGUUUAUGGUGGGGUCCUCCAGGAAAGGAGGAUGGAAUGUAAUAUUCAGUGGUUCCCCCUUCAGCUGGAGCACUCUUGGUUGCAAAAAUCUACCCAGCAAACAAACAAAAAACCCAAUUUAUUAAUUCAUGUAACUAAAAAGGAUCAGUUUCAGGGGAGAUUUGAUCUAGUGGCUCAAAUGAGAUCAACAAGAGCUGAGUUCCUCUUCACCUCUACAGACUUCUCUCUGGGCAUCAGUUUCAUCCUCAUGCUCCGUGUGGUACCAAACCCAACUUCUCUUCCCACUCACAGCUCCAGCCCUCCCUCUUGGUUAGCCAAAUAGAUGCAAAGAUUAUAGACCAUACUACACGUUCCAGAGAAUUGAGAAGAUUCUAGUCUGGGGGUUGAUUUUGUAAUGAUUUCAACUGAGUCACUCAUUCAUCCUCUAACCUAGCAUUUCUUAAUGUUGGCACUAUGGACAUUUGGGGCCAGAUCCUUCUUUGCUGUGGGAGGCUGUCCUGUGUAUCGCAGGAUGUUUAACAGCAUCCCUGACCUUCACCCGCUAGAUACCAGCAGUACCGCCUCCUCCACUGUGACAACCCAAAGUGCCUCUAGACACUGUCAAUUGCCACGCAAUGCAAACUUGCUUUCGAGCAUUACUGUGCUAACCAGUCACUAUGGCGAUCAGAUACAGGAUGUGCUGACUUCCUAUAGCAAUCAGUCUCUGCUCUGGAACUGAGGGUGGGGUAAAUUGAAAGGCAAUCAGGUUUGCAGAAGCAGGAAUUCUGUGUAAACAACCAAUAAAUGUUCACUCCACCUCCUCUC
Vicugna pacos (alpaca) is the source of this 9031-nucleotide messenger RNA. NCBI's taxonomy places the organism in Eukaryota, Metazoa, Chordata, Mammalia, Artiodactyla, Camelidae. The record is from RefSeq and is a predicted model, not a curated record.